AUGGGAUUGCUCGAAGACGAUGCUCAUUGGGAUCAAACUUUAGCAGAAGUCUCAAUUUCUGAUUUAUCUUACAAAAUACGUGAAUUGUUUGCUGUUAUGUUAGUUUUUUGCCAAGUUGGAGAUCCAAUUAAAUUAUGGGAUAAAUAUCGAGAUAAUUUCACGGACGACAUUAAAAGACGAAUGAGUAGGAAUCGCGAAAACUCUGAGUUAGAUCUUGAUAUUGUUUACAAUCAAUGUUUGAUUAAUCUUGAAGAUAUGGUCAUUGCUAUGUCAGGUAAGACUCUUUUACAAUUUGGUCUCACUUCACCAUCUCGAGAACAAGAAUCUGUUAUUAUUAAUCAACAAUAUUUAAAUGAAUUAGCUUAUGACACUGCUAAGUUAACCGAAAAAGUGAUAAAAAGUGUUCCGAUACUGAAUAAAGAACAGAAAGAAGCAUAUGAAUCUAUAUUGAAUAGUGUCGUUUCUGAUUCUGGACGAUUGUUCUUCCUUGAUGCUCCUGGUGGAACGGGAAAAACAUUCUUGAUUAAUUUGUUGCUUGCGAAAAUUAGAAGUGAAAAAAGUAUUGCUAUUGCUGUUGCUUCUUCAGGAAUUGCGGCUACUUUAAUUGACGGAGGCAAAACAGCUCACUCGACAUUUAAAUUACCUCUUGAAAUGAAUCACUCUGAUAAUAUUCUAUGCAAUAUUUCUAAGCAGAGUGAUAUGGCUCACGUUAUCAGAGAAGCAAAACUGAUAGUAUGGGAUGAAUGCACUAUGGCUCACAAAAAUGCUAUUGAAGCUCUCAACAGAACUCUUAAGGAUAUAAGAAAUAGUGACCGAAUAAUGGGUGGAAUAACUGUUGUUUUAGCUAGUGACUUCAGACAAACUUUACCUGUUGUACCACGAGGGAAUGGACAAAUUUCAGAAGUUGACGGACGAAUAAGUAUUCCGGGUAACCUAGGUGAUAUUGUUGAUGAUUUAACUACAUUAACUGAUAAAAUAUACCCAGAUAUCAAUAAAAUUGGAGUUAAUUGCUCUUCAUGGCUAAAAGAAAGAGCUAUUCUGACUCCAACGAAUGAUUCAGCGAAUAGCAUUAACAACUUUCUUCUGGAAAAGCUAUCAACUAAUCAAAUGAAGUAUAAAUCUAUUGAUACAGUCGUAGAAGUUGAUGAUGCUGUCCAUUAUCCUGUGGAGUUCUUACAUACACUCAAUCCACCCGGAAUACCAUCUCAUAAUCUCAAUCUUAAAAUUGGAGCACCAAUAAUGUUACUGCGCAAUUUGAAUCCUCCAAAACUAUGUAACGGUACCAGACUACAAGUGAAACAUUUACAUAAAAAUAUUAUUGAAGCUACAAUUUUAACAGGUAAACAUGAAGGAGAAGUCGUAUUUAUUCCAAGAAUUCCUUUGGUUCCAUCUGACUACCAUUUCAACUUCAAACGUCUACAAUUUCCUGUUAGGGUUUGCUAUGCUAUGACUAUCAAUAAAGCGCAGGGGCAGAGUUUAAAAUUAGCUGGUGUAGAUUUGAGACAUGAUUGUUUUUCUCAUGGUCAGUUUUACGUGGCAUGCUUAAGAGUCAGUUCACUGGACAACUUGAUUAUUCUUCAACCAGAAAAAAAGACGAAAAACAUUGUUUACAAGGAAGUUUUAAGUUUGUAA
This is a messenger RNA of Microplitis mediator, 1632 nucleotides long. RefSeq names its product ATP-dependent DNA helicase pif1-like. NCBI's taxonomy places the organism in Eukaryota, Metazoa, Arthropoda, Insecta, Hymenoptera, Braconidae. Gene Ontology annotation, molecular function: DNA helicase activity. The transcript has 2 exons. The record is from RefSeq and is a predicted model, not a curated record. The coding region runs from base 1 to 1632 and encodes 543 amino acids. Gene Ontology annotation, biological process: telomere maintenance; DNA repair.